AUGUGGAUGCACAUUCUCUCUUUGGCUCUGGCUCUCGCUUCUGUUGUUCUUUGCUUGGACUCCAAUGAGAUUCGCUCCUCUAGAGAAAUAAUAACGGACUCUCAGCAGACAGCCAUGCCUGCAGUGAGGGAGACAGUAGAUGUGAACGUCCAUAAUGUUGUAAGACGACGACAGCAGGCUAACUGCACUCAGAAACAUGAAAAGGGAUGUCGAGGCUCGAGGAAAAGACAGCGUCAUGGUAAAGCAAGUUCAACAGCACUACCAGAAGUUGUGAGAAGACAUGAAUGUUUGAAAUCCCGUGAUUGUGAAGAAGGAUGGUGCUGUGUUCACUACCCAAGCGGCAGACGGUGCCAACGUCUCCUUCAGAAAGGAGAUGUCUGCCUUUUAGGAGGGAAACCCAAAUCCAAAUCCCGCAUACACCUGGAGCGAUGCGGCUGUGGAGCAGGCCUGCAGUGUCGUUGGCAGGUCGGAAACCGUCAGGGCCAAGGAGUGUGUCAUGUUUAAUUCAUGGCUAUAAGACACACUGCACUGCUCACAUUGACUUCUUUGCCAGCACACAGAAGCUAAAGAUCAUCUGGUCAUGCACUAAUUUAAUGUCUGUUUUAUACCAUACAACUUUUUAUCAGCUGCAACGGGCUGCAACAGUGGCCAAAAUCCAGUGGUCUUAUAGUUCACACAGAUGUAGUUGUGGUAGCUUAGUUAUUAAAAUACUUGACCACUGAUCUGAUAGAAAGAUCACUGGUUUAAGCUUCAGCAC
Messenger RNA from Trichomycterus rosablanca, 757 nucleotides. RefSeq names its product dickkopf-related protein 4-like. The transcript has 4 exons. The record is from RefSeq and is a predicted model, not a curated record. Bases 1 to 504 code for a protein of 167 amino acids. NCBI's taxonomy places the organism in Eukaryota, Metazoa, Chordata, Actinopteri, Siluriformes, Trichomycteridae.